Carassius auratus (goldfish) is the source of this 1348-nucleotide messenger RNA. Its product is annotated as mitochondrial import inner membrane translocase subunit Tim17-A-like. Gene Ontology annotation, biological process: protein import into mitochondrial matrix. Bases 84 to 584 code for a protein of 166 amino acids. The record is from RefSeq and is a predicted model, not a curated record. NCBI's taxonomy places the organism in Eukaryota, Metazoa, Chordata, Actinopteri, Cypriniformes, Cyprinidae. Gene Ontology annotation, cellular component: TIM23 mitochondrial import inner membrane translocase complex. The transcript is spliced from 6 exons. Gene Ontology annotation, molecular function: transmembrane protein transporter activity.
GAAUAACCUAACGUCACCAUAGAACGUCACCCGAAGCAACGGCACGUGUUUGAUUACGUCAGUGCGAACCGGAAAAGAACAAAAUGGAGGAGUACGCGAGGGAGCCAUGCCCCUGGAGGAUAGUGGAUGACUGUGGGGGCGCCUUCACCAUGGGGGCCAUUGGUGGAGGGAUCUUUCAGGCAGUCAAAGGCUUUAGAAACUCUCCUUCUGGAAUGAAUCACAGAAUGAAGGGUAGCUUGACAGCCAUAAAGACCAGAGCUCCACAACUAGGAGGAAGCUUUGCUGUGUGGGGUGGCCUCUUCUCGAUGAUUGAUUGUGGGCUGGUCAAGGUGAGGGGCAAAGAAGACCCCUGGAACUCAAUCACAAGUGGAGCCAUGACAGGAGCCAUUUUAGCAGCAAGAAAUGGGCCAGUGGCCAUGGUUGGCUCUGCUGCAAUGGGAGGUAUACUGCUUGCAUUAAUAGAAGGUGCGGGAAUUCUGCUCACAAGGUUUGCCUCAGCACAAUUCCCAACUGGCCCACAGUUUGCAGAAGAACCCGCUCCCAUGCCUGCUUCAUCAUUCGGAGACUAUAGACAGUUUCAAUGAGAAACCCUUUAAAACUCAAGGCCUUUUCUUAUUCCAUGAACUCAUCUAAGACACUGAAGUUACAGUGUGGCCCUCGUUCAUUAACAGAGCAUGCCACCAACCAUGAAUAACUGGGACAAAGGGAAUAUGAAGGGGAAACACUAUUGUUCCUGUCCUUGCGUUUGUCUUCAGUAUGCCUUUUGCUAUUCUCAGCUUUGUCAUUGGCCUGUGGGUCACCCUGUUUAAGUCAAAACUCACUUCUAUGUUUUCAUCCACAUGUUGUUUUCUGUGAACUCAUUUUUUAAAAACAGCUGGAAAUGUUUGCUGAAGCAAUAGGUGCACUAUUUAAGUCAUGCUAGGUUGUUUGAGUUGAGCCCCAAUCAAUUGGCUAUAUAAAGUGUGUGUGUUUGUGUGCGCACGCGCGCGCAAUACAUGACUGUGCACUGAUUGUUUGCCUUAAUGUAAACUUUCUCAUGGGCCUCAACAAGAUCGUAUAUACUUAUUGGAGAUUUUGUUGACUGUUCCAUGCCAAACCUUCUCUUGCAGAAUAUAUUCCUUCACAGUUUCCUUUUUGAAAUUGCUAUUUAUUUUAUAGAAGUUUUUGUUUCAAGAUGUUACGCUGUAUUGUACUUUAAAUAAUUAUUUACAAUGAAUGUUAGGAUCGCAAAGGAUGCAUCAGAAAAAAAAGGUUUAUGAAUGGACAGAAUUAAUAGUCUUUUUCUGGUGGAUAUAUAAGCCAAGUUAGGCUGAGAAACAUCAUAAAUAAACUAUAGUUAUUACUACUA